This is a messenger RNA of Rotaria socialis, 5166 nucleotides long. The record is from the annotation of a GenBank genome assembly. NCBI's taxonomy places the organism in Eukaryota, Metazoa, Rotifera, Eurotatoria, Philodinida, Philodinidae.
AUGGGUGUGAAACGUAAAAUAGAAGAAAAUAUUACUGAACCGGAAAAAAAGAAUAAAUCAGAUCAAAUAUUUCCGAUUGAAACAUUUGUUAAAAAUCUGAAGGAUCCGGAAACAUCGUUUUUAGCCUUAAGUGAAUUUAACGAACAUGUUCGUCAGGUAUCAUCUCAAGAAUUAAUUGAUGAAUUGAUGGAAAAUCUUCUUCAAUAUUUAAAUUCAAAUAUAAAUGAUAUUCUUACACUUAUUACGGAAGAAAAGCGCAAAUCAAGUGAAAAUAUAACACUUUAUCGAUUUCUUACAACAUUCAUGGAAUAUUUUUCAAGAAAAAAUGAAUUAAUAUUAUCAGAAACUGUGAUAAAAAAAUUUGUUUCAAUAUCAAGUUCAAUUCAUACAAUUUAUUUCAUGUUAUCUAGUCAUAGUACAGCAAGCCAUUUAAAAACUACAUUACGAUUUUUAUUAUCUAUGAUUCAAUUGAAUGAAUUUAAUGCUCGAUUGAUUUUUUCAUUGAUUGAUUUUAAAAGACCAUGUUGGAAACCAUUACUUAAACGACGUGAUAUUCGAGAUACUGAAGAUGUUCGUUAUUGGACAAUAAAAUUCUUUUUAUCUCCAUUAGUUUAUCAAAAUCUUGAUACAAUAAGAACUCUAAUCAAAGAACAAGAUAUACAUCAUGAGAUUUUUAAUGGACUUGUGAAUGAUUCUCGUACAACAAUCGAAUAUAUACUUGAUGAAAUGCGUGCAAAUAUUAUUAUGGUUCCGGGAGUAACAAAAACUGAUAAACUUCAUUUAUUUGAUGAUCGAAAUUUAAGAUCACUUGUUCGAUUAUAUAAUUGGAAUGGCCAACAAAAGCAAAAGGAUAUAAUUAAAACGAAGAAGAACAAUAAAUUAGAAGAAUCAUUAGAUUUUGAAGAUAUGGAAGUCGAAGAAAAUGGUGAACGAGAUGAAGUCCGUCGAAUCGUUCAUACAUUUCUAAUGAUUAUAUUAAAUUCAAGAAAUUAUGGAAUUAACUUUUUCGAUUCAAAUUUCGGAACUUCGUCAAAAAAUGCAAAUCCAAUAAUUUUUAAAGUUAUCACGAAUCUUUCAAGUCAUUUUCUCACCGAUGAAUAUGCUGCCAAUUUAAUUGUUACUUGCUUAACAACAUGUCCUGAUAUUCUUCAAUCACUUUUUAAACUAAUAUCACAUGAAUACAUAAGUAUCCGUUCAAAAACUCUAUCAGGAACAUUAGAAUUUCUUUGUGAAGUGAUUCAACAACAAAAAUCACUUUAUUCUUGGCAAGAAAUAUUUCAAACAGUAACUGAUUCAAUAAAAUUAACUGAUAUAUUAAUUCAUUUAACAUUACCUAUCGAUAUAAUGAAUAAAUUUGAUCAAGUCAUUUUAAAAAAUUCUGAUACAACAAUUCAAGUGGUUGCAAUGAAAUUUCUUUCGAUGAUAUUAGAAAGAGUUAAAGAAGCUUUCAAUAUGAUUAUGAACCUUUCAUUAGCUUGUGACAAAACCAGUGCCAUUGAAGCAUAUCAACAAGCCAUUUUAAGAUAUAUUCCAAAACCUGAUCAUUUCUGUGAUUCAUUAAAUGUUCUAAAAACAGUUAAAACAACAUCUGAGUUCAAUCAAUCCAUAAGUCAAUAUAUAAAUUUAUUGAAACUAUAUUCUUCAUCAUGUUUUAUGUCAAUGUCAGCAAUGAAUAUAAAUCUUGAUAUACUUCUAUCAAAUUCCGUAUUGAAUUUACUAUCGUUCUUUAAAGAUACUGCAUUAGAAAAUGAUACUAUUGAAAAUUAUUUUCAAUGUAUUAAAAAUAUUCUUAAUUAUCGAGAAUCAAUCGAUGAUGUUACUUGGGCAAGACAUAAUAAAGAACUAGAAUGUACACCUUUACGAAUGUUAUUUAAAUUAGGAAAACAAUUGAAAAAUUUCAAUAACAUCUCUGAAGAUCUUUCAUUGAUUAUUAGUAAAUUUUCUUCGAUGAUAAAUAAUUAUGAUCAAGAAAUAAUUAUCUGGAUUUAUACAUGGUUAAAAUUAGGAGCUAGCGAAAAAUUGGAACAAUUUUUAUCGAAUUCGAUUGAAAAAAUUAUUUUAAAUCCAUAUCCUCUUGUUGAAAAAACAAUCAAAGAUAGCGGAUAUAGUUUACUGAUUUAUUCGGCUCUUGAUACAAUUCAGCAUGCUAAAGAAGAUAUUGCAAAUGAAAUUGAUGAAUAUCUAUGUGAUGUUGUCUUUCAAAUUUAUAUUGAACAUAUAAAUCUACCAUCGGAUAAAAUCCAUCAUCAUCUACAAAAAAUUUAUUUAAAGAAUAAAAAUGAUAUGAAGAUUUCUCAAUUGCUUAAUAUUAUUUCAUCACCAGACAAACAAAAUCAAGUUUUAAUGUAUGAAAUAAAUCGUAUUGAAAAAUCCAUUCUGGCAAAUAUUGAUCUAGAAAAAGGUCCUGACAAUCUACAAAUCAAUUUAGCAAUGAAAUUAAAUCUGUACAAAAUAUUUGCAUUACAUGACACUGAUAAUUCACGAUUAAUUAGAGAAAUGGUUCAAUGUUUAAAUAUUGUUCUUCUUCUAAAUGACUCUCGUCGGUCAUUCGAAGUUCUAUUCGAUAAAACCAUUGAACGUAUGCAAGCUUAUUCAUCAUCGAUAGAAAAUACUCAAAUAAUUUCAUUAAUUUGUCAACUUAUUAACGGACUUGAUAUGCCUCAUCAAACAUUAAAACCACUUGAAAAUUCGAAAAUUCUAUUGAAAUGCCUUGAAAAUGAACCAAAUAAUUAUCGUAUUAUUUAUUUUACUUCAAAUUAUCUGUCAUUUGCAUAUCGAAUCGAAUUUCUCAAUAUCAUUUGUCAAACAUUUACCGAUAAUGUUGAUGUUUUAAAAAUUAUUAUUAAUGAAAUUAAAACGAAUAAAGAAGUUAACGAUGAACGAUUUUUAGAUACCAUCAUUGAUGCUUUAAAAGAAUUUCAGGAUAAUAUUGAAGAAUCCAUUGAAUGUGCUAUGGAAUUAAUUGAUAGAAUGAAGAAAAUAUCAAAUAAAAAUUGGAAAAAUAUUAUAAGAUUAAAACAAAAGAUUCUUUUUAAAUUAGCUAAUAAAGACUAUUCUCAAACACAAACUCGAAUUCUUGUUGCAAAAUUAAUCGUUCAAACAAUAACUGCUCUUCGAUCGAAUGAUCGCAUAAAUGCAAUAAUUCGUUUGAUCAAUAAAUCAGAUCGUUCACUUCUUCUUCUAGCUUAUGUUUUUCGUGGUUUAUUAAAUCUUGAUGAACCUAUUGAAAAUGAAUCAUUUUGUGAUUAUCUUGCUAAACUUAUCGAUAAUUAUUCAUCGGAAUCAGUUGUUUUUGAUUUGCUUCAAGUUUAUUGUCAAAAGAAUGCCAAUCAACAUGAACAGGUUUUAGAACUGCUUCAAAGCAAAGAUAAUCAACACAGUCUACCUGUGAAACAAACGAAUCAAUUGUUACUUAUUUUAAAAUUAUUUCCAGAAUCAACAACAAUAGUAGAAAAAAUCUAUAAAGAUCUUGUCAAGAAAGCUCUGGUCUUUUUUGAAUCAUCCGAUGAAAACAAUAAUGAAAAUAUGGAUGGAUGGUUAAUCUCUUUUGAGCAAUGUACCAAUCAUUUUGUAACUCAUCCUGAAACACAAAUUCAAAUUGAUUUAUAUGUUUUAAUUAAUCAUAUAUUGAAACACUUUUCUACAUUCACUACAAAUUCAAUAAAUCUCUUGAAAACUCUCAUACAACUUUUCGUAUCUCAACAAUCGUUUGAUCAAAAACAUUUGUCAAAAUUAUUUGCAAAAUUUCUUAAACAUAAAAGUUUUCUUGAACAACUUUCCUCAUUGAAUGGUUCGAUUCUAGUCGAUACAAUUGCAUUGUUUGUUUCACAUUAUGAUUCAGUCCAAUCAAAAAUCACAAUUGAUUGUGCAAAACAUUUUCCUAUGUUAUUAUCAAUUUACAAUCCGACAUUAUCGAAAAAUGAUCAACAUACAUUAGCUUGUAUGUAUACAUAUGAAAAACAUGGUUAUUCAAUGAAAUCAGCUUUUGUUUGGGGUGAAGCUGCAUUAAAACUAUAUAGUACGACAACAGAUGCAAAAAGUGUUUUAUUACAAACAUCAAAAUUAGAUCAGGUCAUGAGUCUAUUGGAUGAUAAAAUGAUGAUGAAAUCAAUUUUAUCUUAUCCAGUAACAAGAAGAUUACGAACGAUUGAACCAAAAGUUUAUCAAGACGGAGAUCAAAUUUAUGAUCCAGUUUAUUUAAUACCUGUUUUUUAUCAUUCACUAGGUCCAGGAUGUGUUGUUAAAUGUCAACAGUUUGUUGAAAAACAUUGUCUUGCCUAUUGUCUGAUGGCAUUAAGUUCCCGAUGUGGUUUAUUACGAGCUGUUGUUUACAAUUGUCUUGCACGUUUUGAACAACAUUUAAUAUCUCAAAGAUUUUAUUGUAAAGAACAAUUAUUAACAAUGUUUACAUUACUAAAACAAAGUAUUAAAAAAUCAAAUUUAAAAUUAGCACCUAUCGUUGCGUUAUUUCUGUCAAAAUUAGUAGAUUUAUUUACUCAUCCAGAAUCAAAAAUAUAUCGAACAAUAACAAGAUUCCUUCUUAAACAACCCUAUAUUGAUCUUGUUCAUAUUCCACUAUUUGGCGAACUUUUUCAUAGUUCAACAGUUGAAUAUAAAUAUGAACGUGGAUGGAUAUUAAAUUUAUUAAAACAUGGUAUAAAAGAUACAAUUGAUUAUACAUUAUGUACGAAAGCAUAUGUAUUUAAAACAUUAAUGACAUUUUAUGAUUGUUCAUUAUGUGAUGAUUCAAUAAAACUUGAAAUUUUAAAUGUCUUUUAUUCAACAAGCAAAAUUCAAGACAUGUUAAUGUCACUCUUAUUUGAUUAUGGAUUCCUUCUCUGGUUACAAGUGAUUGUUAAAAAUUGUUCUAGUGAAAGUUUAAUGUUACUAUCGGGAAUCAUUCAAAAUAUUGGUUUACGUUUGACAUCAAUUGAUAAUCAAGUACAACUAUUAGAAUUUGAUUGUCUUCUGUUGUUAUUCGUACGUCGAUUAAAAAAUGAAGCAACAAUUGCGUCAUCAAUUGCCGAUAAUGUGAUAUCUACUUUAAUGAAAUAUCAAGAAAAUUUGAAACCAAACCAAACUGCUCUUGAUAUCAAACAGAUAAAACAUAUUGUUGAUUGUUCAACAAUAGCGAAAAAUAUUUCAUUGUUAUCUUGUUUUUGUUAA